AUGAGAAACGGGAGGGACGGCGGAAGACGCAUCCCCGGGAAGGUUGCAUGGGGGGACGUCACUAUUAUAGAGCCCGGUAUAGGGGCACAUACGUCGCUGCCGCUAUCGAGCUCCGCGAAUACAUCUUUAAGGAACACUGCACUUCGCGCAGCGGCGGGCGGCCCUGUAGCUUCCCUCGCGGCGACCCGUGCGGUUCCCUUCCAGAGCAGGUCAUACAUACUGGAAGGAGCCACGGUUGGAGGCCAUGGCAGCAUUACUAACAUUGGGAAGGCUUUCCACAUCCAUCAGGCUGCGGCGAAUGGACAAAGUGGUCGACUUCUCAGUCGGGGGGGAGGUGCUUGGAGUCACCGUGCAGCCGGCCUUGAAGAGGAGGAUAGCGAGGCCACAGUGUGGCAGAGAUUGAGCGCACAGAUUCUUGGAGGAGCAGGUACUGGAAACAAAAGCAAAGUUACCAGCACAGGGGGAUGCUGCCACAAUCGAAGUGGAGCUGCAGUGGCUGGUCGGAUAGCCAGUCUACAAGGAAGCCGUCGUAAGGUGUACCUUCCGCGCCUGGACAAGGGGAGAGCACACUUCACCAGCGUGCCUAUACGAAGUCCCGUGAUAUCCAAGCCAUGUCACCCUACCCCCAGUCAACAAGUCAUAGAAGGACCCGGGCGCCGUGCAAACGAUAGCCCAGAAUACCCCCGAAAAGUCAAUUUGCUUAUCAAAGAAGAUGGGAAGGCGCCUUUCCGCAAUGUGCCUUCAUGGACUAGUGUGGUGGCUACACCGGUUGGCUUUUGCCCCCAUGCACGAGUAGGCGAAAUGUCGAAACGCCAACCAGUUUCUUGCCGACAGUGCUUUUGGGGUGUAUUCUUCGUCACCGUUGAGGACAUAAGGCGAUAUUUAGAGGCGUUGGUGCGGUGGAGUUGCAUGAUACUUAGGUCAGGCUCUCCUUGGCCUUUUGACGUAGUAGCUGGAGGGUCGAGCUACCAGGCAGUCGGCCGCAAGGAGAGUGCUAGGCAGGAGGCGCCUACAUUCGAUGACGGCCCUCCCCCGCAGGCUGGCAGGCGUACUAUUUCUUGUUCUGAGGUAUGGAAGCACCUCGACGAGUUGUGCGAAGAUGUCGAAGCGGAUUGGAGAGAGAUAAUUCCGCCACAAACGGAGAUCUACUGA
Molecule: messenger RNA, 1152 nt
Organism: Eimeria mitis
Lineage: Eukaryota; Apicomplexa; Conoidasida; Eucoccidiorida; Eimeriidae
Exons: 2
Coding region: 1-1152 (383 amino acids)
Source: RefSeq, a predicted model, not a curated record